AGAAAACACGGAGUAACGAAGGGCAGUGCUUAUGCACUGUAACCUGAUCGGACAACCAAAGAGACGCCGCAGGCAAAGAAUUUUGCGGGUUCUGCCAAGUCACCGCAAAAGAGAAUAACGGGACAGCGGAGGAGGAAUAGAAGCCUCUCGAAACUGCAAGUAACGGCUUUCCGAAGCGUGUCAAGGACUAACCCAUCAUCGCGGGGACAUUGGUGGGGCAGUCGAGUGGAAGAUGGAUCGGCGGACAGCGGCUGUUACUUACCUGGUGUUUCCUCUCCUUGUGGCCACCCUGACGGGAGCCGAGAUGAUCUACCAUCGCAGGGAUCACUCAGACAUCAGCACUAACCACAUCUCCGAGCCGGUGAAAACAGCGGAUUCUGCAGAGCACUACCUGUCCAAGUACGGAUGGAUAGAGGAGGUGAACUGGGAAGAAGUCCCUUACCACGACGUGCCAGUGCCCACGAACGACGACCCGGCGCCGAGAGACACCGUGGAGCUGAUAGAAGAGGCGGACUCCUCACUCCGCUCCGAGGGCGGCGACGCGGCACCCCACGGCGAACCCACGCAGAGCCCCGCUUUCGCCCUCGCCCUCGAGCACUUCCAGGAGGCAAACGGCCUCCCCGUCACGGGCGUCCUGGAUGAGGCCACCAAGGAGGCCAUGAACAGGCCACGCUGCGGCGUUCCCGACCAGCCGGAAGAUCUCGACGCCGCCGCCGACAUCGCCAACGACACCGCCAACGACACCGCCAACGGUACCGCACGGAACGACUCAGAGGCAGCGGAGGGGCAGCCCUCGACCUCCUCCUCUCCGAGCGCAGGAAAGGAGGUCAAGGGCAGGAAGAGGAGGUCCUUGCAGAGGUUCGUGGACAGGGCCCGCUCCAAGAGGGCCAGGGACGAGGGGGGCACGGGGCGAGCGGUGCAGGUGUUCUCCAAGCGGCAGCUCAAGUGGAGGCUCAUCGGGGAGGGGUACAGCCAGCAGCUGAGCGUGGACGAUCAGAGGGCCAUCUUGCGCCUGGCUUUCCGCAUGUGGAGCGAGGUCACCCCGCUGGAAUUCAUCGAGGACCUCACUACCCCCACGGCCGAGCUCGACGUCAAGUUAGGCUUCGGCAGAGGGCGUCACCUGGGCUGCUCCCAGGUGUUUGACGGCAGCGGGCAGGAGUUCGCUCACGCGUGGCACCUCGGAGACGUCCACUUUGACGACGACGAACAUUUCACGAAGCCCCGGAGCGAAGAAGGCAUCAGUCUGCUGAAGGUCGCCGUUCAUGAAAUUGGACACGUGCUCGGCUUACCGCACAUUUACCGGAGCGGAUCUGUCAUGCAGCCAAAUUAUAUCCCGAAGGAUUCCGGAUUCGAACUGGAUUGGAACGACAGGAAAGCCAUCCAGCGUCUCUAUGGUGUUUGCGAAGGUUCAUUCAACGCCGUGUUUGACUGGAUACGCGAAGAGAGAAACAGGGAUGGGCAAUUAAUUCGUCGUCGUUUCAACACCUAUUUCUUCAGACGCCAGUGGUACUGGAUGUACGAGAACGCCAAGAACAAGACGCGCUCGGGAGACCCAGCGCCCAUUGCACGCGGCUGGAAGUCCAUCCCAGAUAGCGUUGACGCGUACGUGCACGUGUCCGGCCUUAGCAGGGACGAGGCGUAUUUCUUUAAAGGAACGCAGUACUGGAGGUACGACAAUCAGAACGACUGUGUGUACACAGAGGAUCCGCAGGGUCUGCCUUACCCGAGACCAAUUUCAGAGAAGUUCCCAAACGUCCCGCACCCUAUCGACACGGCUUUCUUCGACGGCAGAGAUCAGAACAUCUACUUCUUUAAGGCGAAUAAUGUCACGGCGUUCAGCGUGAACUCCCAGCAGAAGGUGAGCGGCUACCCCAAGCGAGUGACGGACGUCUUCCCGGCCGUGGUCGCGGGCGACCACCCCGGGGGCAACCUGGACGCGGUGUACUACUCGUACUCGCACAUGGCCAUCUUCUUCUUCAAGGGGGACUACUUCUGGAAGGUGGUGGACGACCGCGACCGCCAGGCCAACCCGGCGCUGCCGUACAACGGGCUGUUGGCACGCCGGCGCGUGUCCGACCAGUGGUUCGACAUCUGCGACGUCCACCAGACGAUGCUGCUGAGCAACCGCAACUGAGGGGCAGUGGCGGGGAGGAUCGGGUAACUGUACUAGAUGGCCCAGUUUGGCUGAUAGCAUGGGAAUUUUAAGUGUUGAUGAUGUUGUUGUUAUCAGCCUGGAACAACUUCCCACUGCUUGACAAAGGCCUCCCCCCAUCUUCAUCCGUUCCAUCCUUCCCCCAGUUGCUACUCUCCAGUCGUAGCCUCAGAACUCUGUGAUGUCAUCUCACUCAUCGCUGUCUCACUCUGCUUCUCCUUCCAUCGCUUGGCCUCCACUCUGGAAUAAAUUUCGUCUCUCAUCUCUCCUCAGCUGCUCUGACGUAUGCGUGCUGCCCAUUGACACUUGGUUUAUUUCGCUUUAGCAACAUAAUCGGUGACCCCCCUGUUCUGUUAUUUAUUCAGUCCUUAUCCUCUACUCUUCGACCAACUCUUAAAAUACUAUUUUCCAUAGAAUCAGAAUCUUUUCUUAUCUUGGAGAAAUCCGAUGAGCUAUGAAGCUCUUCACAUAUGUCCAGUAGGGGCGGGUCAUAAAUCUACAACAACAAACAAGACACCAAACUAUCGGAGUGCAGAGCAUAGAUCUUUAGCGAACUUAUAGUUUUUUUUUCACUUGUUUAUGAGCUAACGACACUUGUCUGCAAAUUUGGAAACUAAAACUGGAAAUGUACACGUUGGUUUGGAGGGAGUCCUUUACGUGGAAGGAAAAUAGAAACAUACGUGGGUUGUUUUAUUUUUAUGGUCCAAUUAAUAUAAGCCACACAGACCACUCGGGUUUGGCUAAUUAGGGCCACUCAAAGUGCAGUUUGUCGGUAUGUGCAAAUCCCAAAUAAUUCCGAUGCCAAACAUCUCGCACAACGCCACCUCGUGGCUGGACUGCGCAGAAUGCCCAUACCUCGCUAUAUGCGGCACACAGAUGCCCAUGCAGGAGUUACAAACUCAUUACAAUUAUUAGGAUUUAUAGGUUAUCUGGAAUUUAUACAUUUAAUAAUGAAAUAGUUGUAAAAUAUAUAUCAGCUCCCUGAGUACAUCUCUAGAGCUCCCUCUCGUGGAAAUUUUUCCACCAGCCGUGACAUGAGCAAACAAUUGCAGGACUGCACAUUUGCCUCCAAACACUGGCACCAGUGCAUCUUACUUGAGCCCAGGUAAGAUCACCCUUUCUGCUCUAUAUAUCCAGCAAAACAUACACUGCCCACACACCACUCUCCUUCUGCCACGUAUGUCCACCUAUUAUCAAUCGAGCAGGCAACCAACCUACUUAGAGACUGGCGUGGCCUGAACUCUGCAGUACAAUUCCACCCGUCCAGUCUCACACCACCACCACGUGGUCAAUCUCAUCUGUCCUCGUCGUGCACUGGCGCCGCCUGGUGGAGGGGUAAGGGCACGUCACCGUCUCGAGUACACAAACUCAUGGUGCGUUGUUGCGGUGCUGUGUUGGUAAAUGAGUAUACGAGACCAAGCAGAACUCCAUCAUGCAUCUCCACAUAUUAUUAUUUUUAGUCCGUUGGCUUAUUUAUUGGCUUUCCAAAGCAAUAUAGUCCUUGGGCCAGAGCAAAAAUUGGUACGAAUAAUGAGACAGAACGUUAAUGGUUAAAAUUAAUUAACUUGGGUGAAUUGAUAACCUAUGCAUUUCAUAUGAUUAUCAUACAAUUCCUUGUUAUUGGCCUCAUAAUUUAAUUUGAACCGCUAAUAUUAUGCCACAUUUGGUACCGACAAGUGAAAUAUCUGGUCAGGGCUCGUGGACUGAUCUUAUCCAAGUGGCAUUUGUUAAAGCGAGCAAACGCUGGACCUGUUUCGACCCUGUUGUUCUCUUCAGCAGGGUCGGGCUCGUGAAACGAAUGCUGCUGGGUUGCCAGGUGUUAUCGGAAAGAGUGCUCAACAAUAGUUACACUGUUCAACGCAAAAAAGCAAAAUGGUUUUUACGAUCACUUGUUGCGUUGUUGCCGGAGCAUUAUGGGUAACGCAUAUAUGAGCAGAAUUCCGUUUUGUGUUUCUACAUACACAAUUUUUUGUUUUAGUCCAUCGCCCUAUUGGCUUUCGAGACAAAUAUCCAGCAGCAUUUGUUUAAAUAAGCAAAGUCUGGGCAGAUUUUCGACCUCAUCACCCUCAUGGUUUUCCCUUCCCUGCCACAAAGAAUAUUGACUCCGAAGAGACACAGCAAUCCGAUUCCUGCUUGCCAAAUGACUCUUGCCAAAUUCACGCACCAAAGCAGGCCAGCUGCGUCGAUAUUAUGUAACCCAAUACGUUUCACUUGACACGGGCAGCCCUGAAAAAUCUAAACUUUCAUCUCAUAUGCGGCGUUGCCUUUUUGUAUUCUAACUGCCAAUCUGAUACAGGACUUUUGGUAGCAACUUUUGCAUUUAGUAAUUCAUAACCAAUAUUUUGCUUGAGCUUCUAAUAUCGUAGCCAAAUAUUACGUACACUCUAAAAAUGUAUCAGUUAGAGUUGAGGCACAAACUCGGCAAACGAUUAUUGGAUGCGUGUCGAAUUUUCAGGUCAUGCUCGAAUGGCUACUGCCUGAAUUAUUAGACAUUCCGUAUGACAUUUUCAAGCAAUUUUGAUGAACUCUCUCUAAGCCGAACCUUAAAUUUUGAGGUCUAUCUAAACAACCUAAAGCAUUCCAUGUUAUUUUCUUGACUUUUCUUUUUAAAGAGUGCAACAAUAACAAAAACUGCCGAGUACGUAAUCCGUAGUGUCUGCCAAAUUCUGCGGACAAUUUAAAUGCCACGCGCGUAACAAAGGGAAAUCUAGCUCUAGUUUUCUCUGCUAUUCUUUGCAGUUCUACACGACAAACGCAGUUAAAUACGGGCGUGUUAGGCCAUUAACAGCAUAUGCACCGCUGCCUUCUCACUGCUUUUUGUAAUCACCAAAUGCCCUUCGAUUGGCCAGAAAUUGACUCGGGACGAGGAGAUGUCUCAAGGUGGAAUUUUCAGAAUUUUGAGAUGUGUAACUUUUGCGAUGCUGACGAUACAGGAAGGUUACUCUUUUGUUGAGAGGGUGCUUGCUUUGCAGUAUACGUAUUUAAGCUGUGAUUUGACUGUGAGCUCUGAAACAAGUGCUCUCGCUGUGGAAUGACAUAUCAUAAUAAAGAAAAAAUAUAUAGCUUUCUAUACAAAUAAACUUUUGUUCUAACCA
Molecule: messenger RNA, 5247 nt
Organism: Lethenteron reissneri (Far Eastern brook lamprey)
Lineage: Eukaryota; Metazoa; Chordata; Hyperoartia; Petromyzontiformes; Petromyzontidae
Product: matrix metalloproteinase-21-like
Biological process (GO): collagen catabolic process; proteolysis; extracellular matrix organization
Cellular component (GO): extracellular matrix
Molecular function (GO): metalloendopeptidase activity; zinc ion binding
Source: RefSeq, a predicted model, not a curated record